AUGUCAUCCCUGGACUUGAUGAAAAACGAGUGUUUCGCAUCUGGGACCCUGUCCUCGGCUUCCCUAAAAAGAAGGAUCAUAAAGAAGAGAAAGGUCUCUCCGAAGGCGCAGCACGAUGCGGACAGCGACUGUCAGCUGUGCAGGUGUUCCAUAUUUCCCCUGUCUGGCAGUAGUCGCACUGUUCAUCGGAUUUUGACAGCCUGUGUCCUCUCUUUCCUGGCCCUGCUUGGCUCUGUAUCCAUUGACCUCAGCUUCAACUUUGACCUGCUGCACACAACAGAGGCCGCUUAUGAUGAGCUUACUUCCUGCAGGACAAUAGCUAUCCUGCAACUUGUCAGGACAGAGCUUCUGUCUGGGUCUCAAACUGGAAUUCAGUAUCUGACAAACACUCAGCAGUGCUUGUUUGAUCGUGCGGGGCCGGCUCUGAGGUUGGCGUCUCGAUCCGUGUCUUCGGCUCUCAGUAUGAGGGUCUGCCUGCUGGCCAUAGCCUGCCUCAUCUACCCGGUGGUGAUGUUCUCAUUCAAGCAGAUGACCGAGUGGAUACAGAACUACGCCCGGAGCUUGAAGGAGAAGACAGAGGACCUGAAGCGCCAGAGGCAGCUGGCUGAGGAUCUGCUGCACCAAAUGUUGCCCAAGUCAGUCGCCAAGCAGCUCCGCCAGCGUAAACAUGUCGAAGCAGAGAGUUAUGAAAAGGUGACCAUUUUUUUCUCAGACAUUGUGGGCUUCACCUCUAUCUCUGCGUCCUGUGCUCCUCUGCAAGUGGUGGAGAUGCUCAACAACCUCUACAUGUGCUUUGACACACGCAUUGACUCCUACAAUGUCUACAAGGUGGAGACGAUUGGGGAUGCAUACAUGGUGGUGAGUGGUCUGCCUGAGAGGAACGGGGAUAGACAUGCCGAUGAGAUCGCCAAGAUGGCGCUGGAUCUGGUUGCAGCUGUCAGACAGGUCUCCAUCCCUCACAUGCCCAACCAGAGGCUGCAGCUACGAGCCGGCAUCCACACAGGUCCAUGUGUGGCGGGAAUAGUGGGCUACAAGAUGCCAAGAUACUGCCUGUUUGGUGAUACUGUCAACACUGCCUCUAGAAUGGAGUCAACUAGCCUGCCUCAGAGAAUCCACGCCAGUUCAGAAACCUACUUGGCCCUCAUCAAAGACAACGCCUACGAGCUGCAGCUUCGUGGAGAGAUUGAGGUUAAGGGUAAAGGCAAAAUGAACACAUACUGGUUGAUUGGCCACAAGAACUACAGUGUGCAGAAUGACAGCCUGGUUUGCCACUGGAAUCCCAACAUGGCAAGAAAGAAGAAGACCGUGGCCAACAGUGACACCUCUGUGGGCAAUUCCUCAAUGACAGUGCAGAGCCUCAGUGAGAACGCCACCACCCCAGUCUCCCUUCCCUCCUCAGUGUUGAACCAAACCCCACCACGUCCUUGGACAGACAAGCCUGGCCUGAGCGUGGCAGCUCAGAUGGAGUCUUACGGCGGCAGCAACGGUACCCUGGGCUCCAUGAUUGGGGGGCUGCAGGGAGCAGAGGAGAGCCCUCUACCCAGCCAGCGUAGCGGUAGCAGUGGGUGUAAACCUGACGUUCUGAACAUUUGAGGAAAAACUCAAAAAUAGUUUGUUUUCAAAAUGAGUAACCUGAUCUCAAAGCUGAUAUAAUAGCUUAACUUUUUUGGAGUAGUAGUGACUGUGUAUGUAUGCAUUUAUGUUUGUAUAUUUGUAUGUAUACACUGUUCGCCUUGUUAAUUGUACAGUUAAAUACCACAAACUGCCCAAUAAACCCACCACAAAAUAUCUUGCCGUCACUUACUGUAAUUUGCAUAGCAUGAUGGGUAAAGUGAAGACGUUAUAUGUCAUUUACAGUAACUUACUGUAUUUUCUUGAAAUUGCGUUAUUUUACUGUUAACACAUUAGUACUAGUGUACUGUAGUUAGGUUAUAAUGUAUAUUUGACUUGAAUGGUUUAU
This is a messenger RNA of Cottoperca gobio, 1960 nucleotides long. RefSeq names its product receptor-type guanylate cyclase gcy-3. The transcript is spliced from 9 exons. Gene Ontology annotation, cellular component: plasma membrane. Gene Ontology annotation, molecular function: peptide receptor activity; adenylate cyclase activity; guanylate cyclase activity. Gene Ontology annotation, biological process: intracellular signal transduction; receptor guanylyl cyclase signaling pathway; cGMP biosynthetic process. NCBI's taxonomy places the organism in Eukaryota, Metazoa, Chordata, Actinopteri, Perciformes, Bovichtidae. The coding region runs from base 1 to 1593 and encodes 530 amino acids. The record is from RefSeq and is a predicted model, not a curated record.